AUGGCUGGUCUCUCGUUUGAUAACUACCAAAGAAACCAAUUUUUAGCGGAGCGGUCGAAGACCGUGCCCCAAGCCACCUCAACAGGUACCACAAUUGUCGGCGUGAAGUACGACGGAGGUGUGUUGAUCGCGGCCGACACCAGAUCCACGCAAGGCCCAAUUGUUGCCAACAAGAACUGUGCAAAACUCCACAGGAUCUCUCCCAAAAUCUGGUGUGCCGGUGCUGGUACCGCUGCAGACACGGAAGAAGUUACAAAGCUGAUUGGGUCCAACCUGGAGCUGCAUUCGAUGUACGCUUCAAGGGAACCUAGAGUAGUGUCCGCGCUGCAAAUGCUCAAGCAGCACCUUUUCAAGUACCAAGGCCACAUCGGAGCGUAUCUGAUUGUCGCUGGUGCAGACCCUACAGGCACCCACCUGUUCUCCAUACACGCACAUGGCUCUACUGAUGUGGGCUUCUAUCAAAGUUUGGGGUCGGGCUCUCUGGCGGCUAUGGCUGUGCUGGAAGCAAACUGGAGGCCAGAUCUGAAGAAAGAGGAAGCGAUGCAGCUUGCCUCCGACGCUAUCGAGGCUGGUAUCUGGAACGAUCUGGGGUCCGGGUCUAACGUUGACCUGUGUAUCAUGGAAACGGGUAAAGAUGCUGAGUACCUAAGAAACUACAGGACUCCAAACGUCAGGGAAGCUAAGCAAAGAAGCUACAAGUUCCCAAGAGGUACUACGGCUGUCCUCAGCGAGCGUGUGCUCGACAUCUGCCAGGUUGAGGAAGAAACUGUUGACAUCGAGCUAGAGGCUUGA
This is a messenger RNA of Lachancea thermotolerans CBS 6340, 792 nucleotides long. RefSeq names its product proteasome core particle subunit beta 2 (gene PUP1). Gene Ontology annotation, cellular component: proteasome core complex. The transcript has a single exon. Lineage: Eukaryota; Fungi; Ascomycota; Saccharomycetes; Saccharomycetales; Saccharomycetaceae. Gene Ontology annotation, molecular function: threonine-type endopeptidase activity. The record is from RefSeq and is a predicted model, not a curated record. Bases 1 to 792 code for a protein of 263 amino acids.